Lasiodiplodia theobromae is the source of this 1281-nucleotide messenger RNA. Its product is annotated as Integral membrane protein. The record is from RefSeq and is a predicted model, not a curated record. NCBI's taxonomy places the organism in Eukaryota, Fungi, Ascomycota, Dothideomycetes, Botryosphaeriales, Botryosphaeriaceae. The transcript is spliced from 7 exons. The coding region runs from base 1 to 1281 and encodes 426 amino acids.
AUGAAAAUGGUCUGGGCUCUGCCCAUCGCCAUUGCCGUUCUUUCCCCACAUGCGUAUGCUACCGAGUCUCUGACUGACUUGGAACUUCCUACGUGUGCCUCGCGUUGCCUUGACGAUGCUCUCAACCUAUCUUCAUGCGCAGACGAGGAUGACUCGUGUCUUUGCAAUAGCAAGGCAUUCGACCGACAAUUCGACGCAUGCCUGGAUGCCAACUGUUUGGCGCGAGAUUACUUCGCCGCAAAGAAUCUGACCGAUACUGCAUGUGGAUUCGAGGUUAGAGACAAGAGAUCCGUUGUCAUCUGGGUUGCUGGUGUCGGUGCAGCAUUGGCUUAUGCAGCUAUUGCAAUACGGCUCUACACUCGAUACUUUAUCAACCUGGGCGGGCUCAACUGGGACGAUUGGUCCACCGUUGUCACCGCGGCAUUCUUGGCCCCUUUGACAGCCGGUGCUAUUCUUCUUGCCAAGAACGGCCUCGGAAAAGAUACAUGGACUUUGCCUCUCAAAAGCAUCACGGAGACGCUCUGGAUCUUCUACGUCCAGGAACACCUCUACAUCAUUUGCACCGUCCUCGUGAAACUCUCCCUCCUUCUAUUUUACCUACGCAUCUUUCCUGAUGCUACUUUCCGCAAGAUCGUAUGGGCGACACUCGUCUUCGCCCUCUGCUUCGGUUUCAGCGCACUUUUCGCUUUCGCAUUCCAAUGCACUCCCGUCAAACACGCAUGGCAUGUUUGGGACGAGGAGCAUCCGGGAUCAUGCGUAAAUAUCAACGCGCUUGUAUUGACGGCCGCGGCGCUGAACACGUGUGCUGACUUCUGGAUCAUCGUGCUUCCCAUUCCGGGCGUCGUGAAGUUACAGUCGUCCCUCCGCAUGAAGUUACAGGUUAUCCCCAUGUUUUGCACGGGCUUUUUCAUUACUGGUGUCAGCAUUUACCGUGCGGUGAUGCUUACGGAAUUUGCCAAAACGAGAAACCCCACAUGGGACUACUGCGACGGUGGCUACUGGUCGAUCAUUGAGGUGGACGUCGGCAUCAUCUGCACAUGCAUGCCCGCCAUCCGUAAGCUCCUCGGCCAGGUUAUCCCAAAAGUGUUUGGGUCCACUCACAAAGCCACCGCGGAGGACCCCUCGAAGACUGCCGGCCACAGCUCACGAACGGCGAGGGACUUGCGAUCUUUUAAGGGGUCAGGGGCGUCGGAAGGGGAGAGUUUCGUCCAGCUGAUUGAUAUCGAAUCGAGGUCAGCCGUGAGCCACCACGAGCCAGAUGGUGACGUUGGACAUAGUUGA